This is a messenger RNA of Tachysurus fulvidraco (yellow catfish), 2879 nucleotides long. It is a transcript of the gene atp6ap1b, whose product is annotated as ATPase H+ transporting accessory protein 1b. Lineage: Eukaryota; Metazoa; Chordata; Actinopteri; Siluriformes; Bagridae. Gene Ontology annotation, cellular component: proton-transporting V-type ATPase complex. The coding region runs from base 32 to 1480 and encodes 482 amino acids. The transcript is spliced from 9 exons. The record is from RefSeq and is a predicted model, not a curated record.
UAGCUUUCAUGUGACUUCACUUGAUGUGAGGAUGGCGGAAGUUCCCAGUCGGUUUAGAUGUUCCUUAGCAAUGGAGAAGUUUGCAGUUUUAUUUGUAUUUUCUUUAUUAUAUACCUGCAGAGCACAGGUGCCUUUAAUCAUGUGGACCAGUAAUGGGUACACUUUGCCAACCCUGCUUGAACCAUCAGCUGGCGAGGUCGUCUCCGGUGCGAAGUUGGCGUCCUAUCUGAAAACGGCAUUGCCAACUUCACCACGCAACGUGCUGCUGUUUUUACAGGACGAGUUAAGCAUGGAUGAUUUCACAGCAUAUGGAGGUGUGUACGGCAACAAGGAAGACAGCGCCUUUGUGAACCUAGAGUCUGCAUUGCAGGCAUCUACUCCCAUGGUGCUGCCAGCUCUGGCCUGGACUGCUGCCGACUCGGUCGAGAAGAUCUUCCAGCAAGAGCUGGGAGUUCCAGCACUGAUCACUGCAGCGUCAGAAGUCAGCCAGCUUCAGCUGAACACAGCACAGCCUUUGCUACUGAUCAUCAAGCUCCCAUACACCGCUGGCGCCAACUCAAAAGAACUUCUUAGGAAAAAUGGUGAGUUGUCUCCUUUUCCCUCUACAUCUGUAAAGUGUGUAAUGUCUGCAGUUACUAAUUGCCUUCUUUUGGUAGAUGAGACCAUUGGAAAUGUCCUGACUGCACUGCGAGCUCAGAGUGUGCCUUACACCGCUGUAUACACCGGCCUGAGACCUUCUCAUGUGAUUCAGGACACGUCCACAGCUUGGGAAUCAGCAGGACGCUCACUGCUGCAGGCGACACCAGAUCCAGCUGUUAAACCUCCAGUGACUUUCAACAAUACAGAAGGAAAGAGUUGUAUCCUGCUCUGGGCCGAUAAACUAAACGUCGCCUAUGACAAGGGCGGGUUUUUUGAUUUGGGUUCUCUUACUUUCAAUGGCUCAGUCUCUCUAGACGGUUCUUCCUGUAACGAGACCGUAUCCAGACUUGUCCUGAAUUACCAAAAUGUUCUGAGUUUCAAAUCCUUCCAGCUUAUCUUCUCCAUGCGCAAGAUCUUCUUCCCCGUGUCGGCUCGUAACUGGACGGUCAUGGAGCGGGUGCAGCUGAACUACGACGGCGAGACGGCCAACUUCAAUGGCAGUCGUGGAAUCUAUUCUCCCGCUGAAUAUUCCUUCCACUGUCAAAUAGUGAGCAAUGCACAGAGCGCACUACUGGUACCACGCACUCUGACAGACAACGCCACCCGCUGGAGCAUCCUCUUCACUGACUUCCAGAUCCAGGGCUUCAACGUGACAGGGAAUUUCUCAUACGCCAGCGACUGUGCCAGUUUCUUCACACCGGGAAUCUGGAUGGGGCUGCUCACUUCUCUGCUCAUGGUAUUCAUCCUCGCCUACGGCCUGCACAUGAUCAUGCAGCUGCACACCAUGGACCGCUUCGACGAUCCGAAAGGCCCGAGCAUUUCAGUGCCUCAGACAGAGUAAUUCGAAGCCAAACUAUUACUUUCCGGUGUUUGAUUUUUGUUUUGUUUUGAUUGUGCUGACCUCGAUUGGAAACCUGUUUUCAUUCCACGUUGUAUCCUGUCAUCAGCGCUACAGCCUUGUGCUGUUUCAGGUAGUUUAUCACUUGGUUUUGCUGACGUUUGUUACAGAAAAGUAAUUUCCCUUUAUGAUGUAAGUAUUCAUUGUAUAAAAUAGUUAGCUGUUCUCUUAAUAGUUUUCUAUUGCCUUUCUGACACUGAAUGUCUUCUACAAUGACGAGUUGUUUUUCAUAAGAGUUGUAGCACUUGCCAAAAAUGCCAUAAGCCAAAUUUACUACUGAAGUAAAAUGCCUUCAGUUUUACUUUUUUUUUUUUUUUUAAAUACUACAGAAGUGUCUUUUAGUCAUUAAUCUCUGUAAAGAGCUGAUGUGUAGUACUAAAUCUUCCCUAAACUUCCCACCUUCUUUCACAUCCCUGAGUUAUAGGAGUGGUGUUCAGUUAGACAAAACUAAACAAUGGUGUGGUGGUGGGAUGAUGUGUUACACAUAACGGUUUGGUUCCUCACAUAACACCACGUACCAAAUUUUUCUUCCUCUCUUACUACACGAGUUUGUCAACGCAAAUCAGUUUUAUUUAUUUAUUUAAAAAAAUUUAGUUUCUAGUUACACAAAACUUUUGUUUGACUUAUUUUAUGUGGCUUCCUUCAAGCCCUCCAUUCUGAACAGAUACCUAAGGCUGCUUCUGCUUUCUACAAAUCACUGACACUGGAGACUCUUCAGAUCUGCUCAGUCAUUCACUAUAUUGUUAUCUAUAGAAAUGAUCAUUUGAAACAAGUUCAUUCUUUAAACCUGUGAUUCGUAUCGCAGCCGACAGUAUUGACUGCUAUGAUUAAAGACAUCAAUGCUGUAGUCUAAACCUCAACAUUACAGUACUUUUAUUAAGUAGAGUCCAAACCCUUAAAAAUCCUCCACAAUCCUGAUUUUGUGCAAAUCUGAAGAUGUGUCUCUUUCACCGCUCACAUGUGGUUCAUAGAGGAAAGAACUGUUCCCUGAAGGUUUACACAUUUGUUCUUUACUGCUAAAAGGCUGUAUAUAAAUAAAAAUAACAUUUUUAUACCUUAUAGUAAUGAAUUCAAUUUCUACAACUUCAACUUAUGGGUUUCAUUCUUACGGUUAAAUUACAAAUAAAUCACAUAAGUGUAAGAGUUGAAUAAGUUGAAGUUGUGUGAUCCGAUUAAAUUUAUUACUAGAGAGAAAACAAUUACUUUUUUCCAUUUUAUAAAGAGUUCGUGUUUCCUAACUGCAGGAUGUGUAAUUUAAUGAACGCUUGUAUGUAUAUUUGUGCCAUUUGAAGUGCUACAUGGUCAAAAGAAGAAUGCUGAUGAAAUAAAUCUAUUUAUAAAU